UAAACAAAAACAAAACAGCGCGUCUUUUACCUUUUUAAGUAAUUUGGGGGAGAAAUUUCUUGCAAAAAAUCAUGGAUCCCGCAAAUUUAGAGGCCUUAUGUCGUCUCUGCUUGCAAAAAUUGCCGAAAAAACGCAAGGAAUGCUACGAGUUCGACGAGUCCUUGGAAAAAUAUCCCGACACAACGUUCGCCGAAGCAUUUCUCAGCUGCACGGGAUGCAAUAUCCAGGAGCAUGAGCCCCAACAUAUGUGUUUGUCAUGCGGAACGGAGCUAAUGAUGGCCUUCGAUUUACGUGUCAAGUGCUACCAAACGCAAGAAGUGCUCGAUAAGCUAUUUGAGACUGCCGUCAAUGAGGAACCUUUGCUCGAAGAGCCUCCUUUCGAGUAUGUCGAAGGCAUUCCGACAUCAAAUUACGACGAAUACGGUCAAGAAAGCAUCAUGGAUGAGGAAAUCGAGUACAAACCGGAGAUAAAACCCACAAAAAUUGUCGUCAUUAAGAGAAAAAAGUCAGAUUUGAACAUAAAAUCCCUGCCAGAAGUCAUGAAUUUCCCCUGCGAAUACUGCGGAACGACUUUUAGAACUGAAUCUGCGCUUAGAAUUCAUCACGAAACACAUCAUUCGGACCAAAAACGACUUGAAUGUCCAAAUUGCCUGCAACUUUUCUUCCCAACGACGUUCGAACCACACAUUAAAGUCUGUACGAUGCUUGAUGUCGACUCAAAAAACGUCUCCGAUAAACGACAAAAGGCCAAAAACUCUUCAAAUCGCAAAGAAGUGUGUCCCAUUUGCGCGGAAAUACGUUCGCAGUACCACAUUAAAUGGCAUAUUGAGCGAUCGCAGCAAAUAGACGCCGAAGGCAACGUCAUCACGCAUCCUUACAUCUGCGAUAUUUGUGGGGCACGAAAAACGGCGAAAAGUUACAUCCUCCAGCACAUCCGGAACGAACAUUUGAACAAAUUCGUGAAAUGUCGUUACUGCCCGGCGGAAUUUAAGCAUCCGAGUACGCUUUAUUCGCACGAAAGACGCGAACAUACCGACAAAUGUCCCCUGCUAAAGUGCAAAUAUUGCGAUUUUAUGUCGGCGACGCACUCCUCGUUGCGAGUUCACACCUACAGCAAGCACACGGGCGAGAAAAAACACGAAUGCAACAUUUGCUUUGCGAGAUUCGUGACGAAAUGGAAGCUGCAGGAGCAUAUGGGGAGUCAUAGUACGGAAACGCCGUUCUCUUGUGAGGUCUGCGAUGGCAAAUUUAAGACGAAAGAAGGCGUGCGACGACAUCAAACGAAGGUGCAUGGACUUUACAAGAUGAUUGAAUUUUUUAAGAUGACGGAGACAAAAACGUGUCGUGCAUGUCUCAAAUCUCUCACGGAUGAUGGAAGAAAUUUAUCAGAUCGCAUUGAAAAAACGGAAUUAGUCAUUUCCUAUCGUCAAGCCUUUGAAAAAUGCUCUGGAUAUGAGGUCACAGAUGACGAACCACAAGAAAUUUGUAACGAAUGUGCGUCAGAAUUGCGAUUUUCGCUUAAUUUCAAGCAAAAAUGUGAAGAAACUCAAGGAAAAUUGGCAAAUUGGUUGAGAUGCAAGCAAGAAAUUCGAGAAACUGUCGUCAAAAUGGAAAUUUUUGCGGAAAACAUCAGUGUUGAAGAGGAUUUUGAUGAUAGGCAAGAUGAUUUUAGUGAAAAACAAGAUGAUGUAGCUGAAAAACAAGAUGAUUUAGCUGAAAAACAAGUCGAUAUUACUUGUAAAAAAGACGAUUCGAGUAAACAAAUUAAGAAUUUCAAGUGCUCUCUAUGCGGAAAAUGCUACAAAACUCGUCAAAAAAUGUUGGAUCACAUGAAUCGAUCGCAUUUGGAGAACAAAACCGAAACCUGUGAGUACUGCAAGCGGAAACAACAUCCACAAGAGCUCGAAACUCAUUUAAACCUUUGUUAUAUCGCGAGACUGAAGACAGGGAAGACAAAACGAAAAACCGGUUACACGAAAAAAGAGUCAAAAGUAAAAAAUUGCAAAACUCGCACCAUCAAAAGCCGCAUUUGUCCAAUUUGCGGCAUGCUGGAGUCCAUUUCUCACAUUUCCAUGCACAUUGCAUGCAAAAUGCCGAUAACCAAGAAUUUUGUUUGCGACAUUUGCGAUGCUCAAUUGACAACGAUUCAAAGUAUUCGGCGUCACAUGUCGACAGUUCACCUGAAACUCGGUCACAAGUGCAAAAAAUGCUCGGAAUCCUUCGAAACGUCGCAUCAACUGAACAAACACACGCGAAUCGUGCAUCCUGGCGUCUUGGCAAUCAUCAAAUGUGAAUUUUGUGGCGUCACAUUCAACAAUUAUGCGUGUCUCCGGAAGCAUCGUGCCCGUCAUACCGGCGAAAAGUUCCAUAAAUGCAACGUUUGUGGCAAAGGGUUCGUGCAAAGUACGUCGCUGAAGAAUCACAUGGCGUCGCACAGCGAUGAGCGUCCCUAUCCGUGCGAAUAUUGCGGCUUGGCGUUCAAAACGACGAAACAUCUGCGAAAUCAUCGGAAAAAUCACGAAACGCACGAAUACGAGUGCCCGGUUUGCGAGAAAACUUUUUCCACGAAUCAGUAUUUGAGGGAGCAUCUGGCGAAACAUCAUCCGGAGUACGAGUUGCCGCCCAAAGGAGCGAUUAUGAACAAAAAAUACCGGAUCAUGAUGAAGGAAAAGCAGUUGCGGGAGGAGGCGUUGAGGCAGGGAAUGCACUCGAAGCAAGUCGAGAAGAUUGUUGUCACGGAGGUGCCGUCGUUGGAGGAAAUGUUGCUCGUGCAGAAGCAUUUUACGGAGAAAUAAAAAUCGGAUGUCGAAUAAUUUAAGAGCGUUUUUGUACUUUUUUUCUCAAGUCAAUUUUCAACCAACUUUUGAUGGGUUUCAAAGCUAAAAGUUAAUAAAUAUGCAUUCUAAAGUUGAUUUCCAU
This is a messenger RNA of Culicoides brevitarsis, 2919 nucleotides long. RefSeq names its product zinc finger protein 62 homolog. NCBI's taxonomy places the organism in Eukaryota, Metazoa, Arthropoda, Insecta, Diptera, Ceratopogonidae. The transcript is spliced from 3 exons. Gene Ontology annotation, biological process: regulation of transcription by RNA polymerase II. The coding region runs from base 72 to 2795 and encodes 907 amino acids. Gene Ontology annotation, molecular function: zinc ion binding; DNA-binding transcription factor activity, RNA polymerase II-specific; RNA polymerase II transcription regulatory region sequence-specific DNA binding. Gene Ontology annotation, cellular component: nucleus. The record is from RefSeq and is a predicted model, not a curated record.